Molecule: messenger RNA, 531 nt
Organism: Trichoplusia ni (cabbage looper)
Lineage: Eukaryota; Metazoa; Arthropoda; Insecta; Lepidoptera; Noctuidae
Exons: 3
Coding region: 104-433 (109 amino acids)
Source: RefSeq, a predicted model, not a curated record
AAAUAUUGUUGCGGGUCCCACGCUCAGCUAUAUAACAUAGGAUAUCAAGAAAAGUUUAUUGUCAGUCAUCUGUGCUCCUUCGUAAGAUUCAAUUAUCUUCAUCAUGAAACUCUUGGUAGUACUGUCCGUGGUGGUGGCCCUCGCGGUUGCAGCGCCAUCAGGGGAUCAUGACUAUCUCCUAGCGUAUGACUUCGAUGCUGUCUUCGCCAAUGACGAGAAGAGGAAGGUGGUGAUGGAUUGUUUACUGGACAAAGCACCCUGUGGAGAGUACGAGAAGCUGAAAGAAAGCGUGAUGAAGGUUGCGCAGACCCAAUGUGCUGACUGUACUCCGGAGCAAAAAGCGAAGUAUGAUAGCGUUAUGAAGACAUUCCAUGAUAAAUUCGAACCCGAGUACAAUGAGUUUGUGCACAAAAUGACCACUAAGAAACAGUAAAUGUUUGUACAGAACAGUGUGAUUGUCUGCAUUAGUAAAUAAUCAUUUGAGUAAUGCAAUUAAGUAUAUAUUUUGUGAAAUUAAACUUAUCUAUUUGA